AUGGGCCCCAGUCCCCCUGCCCUCCCGAGGAAGAAAGCAGUGGCCUGGCACGCCUGGCAGACCCUCCACUGCCUCCGUCCCCGCAGGCAGAAGAAGAAGGUGGCUUAUUCCACUUACAUCCACAAGCUCCUAAACCAGACGUGGUCCACCGGAGCCUCCUGCCUGGCAGUUACCGCACUUUCCUGGCUGGGCAGCUCCCAGCUGCUUGGGGACGUGGCGCUGGAGGCCGCACGGCUCUCCCGCUCUGGCAGAAGAAGCCACCUUGGCUACCGAGAGGUCCUGCUGGCCAUGAAGCUGGUGCUGCUGCGUGGGCUCUCCAAGCCUCCUCCAGGAUCCUCAGGCU
Messenger RNA from Eurypyga helias (sunbittern), 343 nucleotides. RefSeq names its product histone H2B-like. The record is from RefSeq and is a predicted model, not a curated record. The annotation marks the transcript as partial. Lineage: Eukaryota; Metazoa; Chordata; Aves; Eurypygiformes; Eurypygidae. Gene Ontology annotation, molecular function: protein heterodimerization activity. The transcript has 2 exons.